GCCAAGGUAGUGUCGAAAGGUCAAAUGCGGAAGUUGAAAACAUGUUAAGAACCUGGAUGAUCGGUAAUAAUUCGACAAAUUGGAGUCGUGGUUGCUACGAAGUCCAAUGGCAAAAGAAUACAUCGCAACAUAGAGUCAUAAACAGGAGCCCGUACGAAGCUCUACUUGGACCGAUAAAAAGCGGCAUAAGAAAUACGUCUUUGCCUGAUGAAAUUUUAAAUUCACUUAAGACAGAGGAAGACUUGGAGCAGGCUCUCGAGGAGCAGAAUGUACAAUUGAACGCGAGUGUUGAGCAGUGCGAAGACGUAGGCAAGAGGAAGAGGGUGCGAGAGGAUGAAGAAGAGGAGGGAGAGGGAACACAGAAGAAGCGAAAGAUAGACGUCUCGAGCAGUAUUCUUUGCACAAAGUGCAAAAUGGAAAUGCAUAGCGACCGCGGACAGGCUGUUAUCUGUUCAUUGUGCGCUAGGGGCGAACAACUACUUGACACUCGGUCAAAUUGCUUCGAGCGUCAAAAGGCAGAGGCCAAAAAACUGGUUACCUUUUCGAGUAUCACUUUUCCACCCUUUCAGAUCAACGACACCAUUACAUUAUCUGUUCCCACUGUAGACCGUGGACCUCUAGAUUUUAAUAACAUAUUUGGCGUUGUAACUGAUAAAAAAAAUGACGUAUAUCAAAUUGGAACCAAGGAUGGGAUAUUGAAAGGGUGGUUCCCCCGUACUGAAAUUGCAAAAUCGGGCACUAAUCUUAUUACCAUGGCUGACAUUCCCAAAAAUAUUCUUCUUACUUUGAGGGAAGCUGCUGGGAAGCAAUCUGCAAGUGGUGGACAGGGAUACAAAAAAUGCAAUUGCAAAAUCAGCUAA
Messenger RNA from Vollenhovia emeryi, 860 nucleotides. Its product is annotated as SCAN domain-containing protein 3-like. The record is from RefSeq and is a predicted model, not a curated record. NCBI's taxonomy places the organism in Eukaryota, Metazoa, Arthropoda, Insecta, Hymenoptera, Formicidae. The coding region runs from base 42 to 860 and encodes 272 amino acids. The transcript has 3 exons.